This is a messenger RNA of Peronospora farinosa, 2094 nucleotides long. The record is from the annotation of a GenBank genome assembly. Lineage: Eukaryota; Oomycota; Peronosporomycetes; Peronosporales; Peronosporaceae.
AUGGACUUUAUCUGCAAGGAACCGCAGCCACCAGAGACAGAUGAAGUAGGUAUAAGUGACAAUGAAAACUCUGAAGAUGAGCAGCUUGAGUAUGCAGCCUGGCAAGACGUGGAUCUAAAUCCGGCUGUGGAACUAGUAGCGAAGCUCGUGCGUGAGUCUUUGGACGCUGGUAAGACGUAUAAUAAGAGCAUUACAGCCAAGACAUCGCAGCUGCUCAUUGGCUGUGAUGGACUUAUAUUGGAGAUCAAAAGCUUGGUGGAAGCUCGUGCCGAGUCUCGUCUACGCUCGGGCCAGCGUCGCGGACAAAGUGGCGGCUGUGCGUGCGGCCAAGCGAUGGCCAUGCUGCCGUUACGUAAUCCACACGAACGUCUCACUGUUACUGCAAAGAAUGAUGACGUAUCUAAUAAGAAGAAACAGAUGGUCGAUGAAACUACAGAAGAUCAUACGGACAGUGUACUGGCCAAGAUGGAAACGACAAUGAUGAGAUUAAAGGAGAUGGCAGAGCUCAUUCAGGCUACGAGUAUGCAGGGAGAAGCUAAUUUGGUGUCUAAAGUGUCGCUGCAAAGUGGCACGUUCCAAGCACUGGAAGCGGCAGUGCAGGCCAGUGCUGCAGCAGCUACAGCUACGGCUAUUGCACAGGAGCGAGGUCGCUCAUCCUCGGCUUUUGGCAGACUGUGUUUGCCGAUACAGGUCCAGAAAUUGCAGGAAUGGUACUACUCGUAUCCACGUCCGUUGUUGGAUGAACUGACGCUCAUGCGCACAAUUCUGAAUUAUCGACCGUAUGCCAAUCCAUUCCAGGUGGGCGGACUGACGCUGGCACAUGUGCGCGACUGGUUCAAACGACGUCGCUUCCGGGAGCGGAUGCGGUAUGUAAAGCUAGCGGUGGAAGCGGGUCAUGAUGCCCAAGCUGCAGAGGAGGAGAUCGACUUGCGUCUGGAACAGAGGAUUGCUCACUUGCGUGCCUCCGUCGACCCGAAUGACCUAGUCAAGGAGGUCGACCGCGUACGCGCUCAAAGUUAUCUGUAUGAUGCAGCUGUGAACGCUUUUACGAGACCAAAUAAUGUCCGGUCUUACAUCGCCGCAUCGCAUUCGGUUCCGACCACAGCAGAACAAUACGGAAGCAAUGCUAAUGGUCGUGGCAAGCGACAGCGCACGCAGAACUCGGACUUGGAUGAUAUUCAGAUGGUUAAGCAUGCCACCGUUUUGGAAGUGAUGGCACUGCAAAAUCGAUUGCGCAGCUUAAUGGAACAGCCCAAGACGACAGUGGUCACCAACGGAUUACAGCAAGUGGUCGAUUUGUUGCGUGCUAUGAAGGUUGAUCCCGAUGUGCGUAUUCAGUCGGGUAUCGUGGCGGAUUUGAAGCAAAUUUUGAAAGAAUAUACGAAGCCAACACUGCUUCGCAAGGCUACGAUUGCACUAUUGGAAAGCCUGGGUAUGAAUCGCCGCGCUGUGGCGGAACGUGACGCCGAUGACGAUGCUGCGUUGUCUACACCAGCAAGUCCGGCACUGAGUACAGCGUCAAGUGCGAGAGGACGAACGAAACUGAAAUAUGAACACUCGCCGAUGGAAGGUUUGGAAAGUAGCAGUGCAGUGUUUGAUGACGCUUCUUCCCUUUUGCUCUCGGAAGAGCCAUUGAAAAAGAAAGCGAAGCUUCCUGUUGAUCCUCGCGCGAAGGAGAAAAAGGGUCGCGUUUUGCGUCCCAUGAAAUUCUCUAUGGAUCAGUUGACAGCGCUCGAAGCAUGGUUCCAACAGAAGUACAAACCAUCGCAAGAAGAAAUGGAGGACUACUUGGUACAGUUGAAUACCCCACCGUUACGAGACGUGAAGAAACAAAGGAUAGAUGUGAACAUGACACAGCUGCGGCGGUGGUUUAACAAACGUCGGUGUCUGCGUCGCCCUCCGUUUGCGCUGAUGACACAGCAAGAGGCUGCUAAGGAAGGGUCAAAGAAUCCUGCGAUCCUCAAGGCUGUGUCAAGUCCUAGCACUGCCGUGGAGCCCGUGGAAAGUAAGAAUGUCGAUGAAGACGACGAUGAUGAUGACGAUGAUGGCAGUAGCGACGAUGGCGAGCUUCUUAUUGACCAGGCGUUGGCCUAG